Messenger RNA from Drosophila pseudoobscura, 2152 nucleotides. RefSeq names its product Regulator of chromosome condensation 1 (gene Rcc1). Gene Ontology annotation, molecular function: guanyl-nucleotide exchange factor activity. The record is from RefSeq and is a predicted model, not a curated record. NCBI's taxonomy places the organism in Eukaryota, Metazoa, Arthropoda, Insecta, Diptera, Drosophilidae. Gene Ontology annotation, cellular component: cytoplasm. Bases 271 to 1863 code for a protein of 530 amino acids. The transcript has 3 exons.
UAUAUUUUAUCGAUAAGUCUGCGGUCACACUGAUCGCAAGCAGCUGCCGGUUCCCGCGCAUUUUUCGGCAAAAUAAAUCUUGAUCUACGUUUUUUCGCUAUUUGGUUUUCACUCGCAUUAAAACCAUCGUAGCGACAACGUUGUACCGACCACAGGAAUCUGCAAGAAAACGUGUCCCUAACAGAGCAGGCGUAAUUUACAUUUGUUAGUUUUUGUGACUAAAUUUGUGAAAUUUUGAAGCUCGAUUUUUGAAACAUCAUACAAACAAAAAUGUCGCGACGCAAGGCCGUAACGAACAACAACAAUGCCGGCGAGGCAGAAGCACAGCCCACCUUGGCCAAAAGGGCGCGCAUUGCUUUCAGCCUGGAUAUACCCAAGCGACGCCAGACUGUGGGCACCGUGCUGGUUUGCGGCACGGGCGACUUCGGACAGCUUGGCUUGGGUGAGGAUAUCCAGGAGCGGAAGCGCCUUGCAGUGGUUGAGAACAUCCCAAAUCCUGUGGAUGUUUGCGCUGGUGGCAUGCAUAGCCUCGUGCUGACGGAGAAUGGCGAUAUCUACUCCUUUGGCUGCAACGACGAGGGCGCCUUGGGGCGAGAUACCAGCGAGGACGGCAGCGAGUCGGUGCCCGCUUUGGUCCAUUUGCCCGGCAAAGCAGUGCGCAUCUCGGUGGGAGAUUCGCACUCUGCUUGCAUAUUAGAAGACGGCAGCGUCUAUGCUUGGGGAUCGUUCCGCGAUUCGCACGGAAACAUGGGCUUGACCAUUGAUGGGAACAAGCGCGUACCCGCCAAUCUUUUGGCGGGAACUGUUUGCAGCAGCAUUGCCUCGGGCUCCGAUCACUUGGUUAUAUUAACCACCAGGGGAAAAGUGUACACGGUCGGAUGCGCUGAGCAGGGCCAGCUGGGACGCAUUUCAGGGCGUUCAGUGGGCGGAGAGGGUCGCCGCGGCAAGCGCGAUUUGCUGCGACCGGACCAGCUAAUCGUGAAUCGAACCAAGCCAUUCGAGGCCAUAUGGGCUACAAACUACUGUACGUUCCUUCGGGAAUCCCAAACAGAAGUUAUUUGGGCCGUCGGCUUGAACAACUUCAAGCAGCUGGCUUACGAACAAGAUGAGGAUCUGAUUUUACAUCCGAUUAAAACUGCUCUUAAAGACAUCAAGCAGAUUUCUGGUGGUAUACACCAUACACUGUUUCUGAAGAAUGAUCAACGAUGCUAUGUCGUUGGUCGUCCAGAGUAUGGACGCCUGGGCCUGGGCAGCAAGCAGGAUGUGGUGGACCAAUUAACGCCCGCUAAUAAUCUGUCUGACAAUAUUGUGCAUGUUGGAUGUGGCGAAAUCUCUUCAUAUGCCAUUACUGCAGAUGGCAAGCUAUAUUCGUGGGGCAUGGGCACCAACUACCAGCUGGGUGUAGGCGAUGGCGAUGAUGAACUAGAGCCAGUACUUGUCAGUGGCAAGAAUACCCAAAACCGAAAGAUGCUGCUUGCAUCGGGCGGUGGCCAGCAUGGUCUGUUUUUGGGUGAGGCUGAUGCGAAGGAACUAAAGGAAAAAAAUAUACCAGCAGCAGCCACAAGCAGCAAGACGGACAAUAUUCCCCUUCCUUCUCCAAUUACAACGGUGGAAACUAUUAAAGGUCAAAAGGGACACUCCAAAACUCCACCGAAGAAAGCCACUUCCAAGCGCGGAGCUCCUGAUGCGAAGAAUGAAAAGGAAAUUGUGCCUGCAGCAGCCAUGAGCAGCAAGAAGGAAAAGUCUGCUUCUCCUCCUCCAACUUCAACUAAGGAAACCGCCAAAGGAGGAAAGGGAAACUCCAAAACUCCGCCGAAGAAGGCCGCUGCCAAGCGAGGAGGAUCCAAAAAGAUUAAAUCUUAAGAAUAGUUGUAUAAAAGUUGACUACCCCCAAUUGUUUUUUGACCGCAUUAAGUUGUCUUACGCUUAUCCUACUUAAGAAAUGGUUCGAUUCGUAAGAUACAUACGAUACCAUCCUGGAGAAUUUGAUGUUCAACUUUAUGAUAACUUCUCCGAGAUGGUAUUGUAAGCAUCUUACGGGUCGAACCAGGAGUUAAGUUGGAUAAUCGUAAGACAAAACUUUAGUAAAUUUUGUAUUUAAAUGGAAACAUGUUAGAAAAUGAAACAAGUUUAAAUUUGAUUUACUUACUAA